Molecule: messenger RNA, 4940 nt
Organism: Alosa sapidissima (American shad)
Lineage: Eukaryota; Metazoa; Chordata; Actinopteri; Clupeiformes; Clupeidae
Gene: hmbox1b
Product: homeobox containing 1 b
Exons: 10
Coding region: 232-1686 (484 amino acids)
Biological process (GO): positive regulation of DNA-templated transcription
Cellular component (GO): nucleus
Molecular function (GO): double-stranded telomeric DNA binding
Source: RefSeq, a predicted model, not a curated record
GCUAUCAUACAAUUUCCAGGUGUUGAUGUCAAAAUGGCUGUUGUCAGUCAGACAAAGGCAAGUCAGUUCGUUUCUGAUUGAAAAUUGAAAUCAGUCAAAAGGGCCGGGCAAAACUGUAAAAUUGAUGGUGGUCAUACGGUUCUGCAGAAAAGGAUCCGUCCGACUUUGUUGUCUGGUGCAGCUGUUACAUGAUCUGAUGCACUGAGGCUGUGACAAGAUUCAAGGAAAAGGAUGUCUCACUACACAGAUGAGCCUCGCUUCACCAUCGAGCAGAUCGACCUGCUUCAACGGCUGCGUCGCACGGGCAUGACGCGCGCCGAGAUCCUGCACGCGCUGGACACGCUGGAGCGGCUGGACCGCGAGCACAGCGACAAGUUCGGGCGGCGUCCAUCCGGAGCGGUCAUGGCCCCCCCGGCCUCCGUCACUGGCAGUGCCGCCGCCGUCGCCGCCUCUGCGACCGCCGCUGCCAACAACGCCACGGCCAAUGACGCCAUGCCUGCCCCGACGGCCCUCCCCUCCACCACCUCUAUCGCCACACAGACGCAGUACCACGGCGCCCUCUCGCCGUCGCUGAGCAACAGCUACGCCCCGUCGCCGCCGCCGGCCCCGGGCCCGCCGCCCUCGUCGGCGCCCGCGCUCCUGCCCUCGCCCGUCUCCCUGGUCGCCUUGGCACAGAAUGGCCGAGACAACCUGGCGGCCACACCCAACGGGAAGCUGUCGCCGCCGCGCUACCCCGUAAACAGCGCCCGUGCGUUUGCUUUUGAAGCCGCCGAGGAGGACAUGGACGUCGACGACAAGGUGGAGGAGCUCAUGAGGAGGGACAGCAGCAUGGUGAAGGAGGAGAUCAAGGCUUUCCUGGCCAACCGUCGCAUCUCUCAGGCUGUCGUAGCCCAGGUCACAGGCAUCAGUCAGAGCCGCAUCUCCCACUGGCUGCUACAGCAGGGAUCAGACCUGAGUGAGCAGAAGAAGAGAGCCUUUUACCGCUGGUACCAGCUGGAGAAGACCAGCCCAGGUGCCACUCUGAACAUGCGGCCUGCCCCUAUGUCCCUGGAGGAGAUAGAGUGGCGUCAGACCCCGCCCCCCCUGAGCACGGCGGUGGGGAGCUUCCGUCUGCGCAGAGGAAGCCGCUUCACCUGGAGGAAGGAGUGUCUCGCCGUCAUGGAGAGUUAUUUCAAUGAGAACCAGUACCCAGAUGAGGCCAAGCGGGAGGAGAUUGCUAAUGCCUGCAACGCUGUCAUCCAGAAACCAGGAAAGAAGCUGUCUGACCUGGAGAGAGUGACCUCCCUCAAAGUAUACAACUGGUUUGCCAACCGCCGCAAGGAGAUCAAGCGACGUGCCAACAUUGAAGCCACAAUCCUGGAGAGCCAUGGCAUCGACGUCCAGAGCCCUGGUGGCCACUCCAACAGUGACGACAUCGACGGCAACGACUAUGCUGAGCAGCUGUCGUUGCAGGGCUGUGACGUCCCCUACUUUGAGAAGAGAUCCAUGACCCGGCCAUUUGGCUUCUACCGUCUGGAACCCACCUCUCCCACACAGGACGAUGCUGCUGGUCACAACGACCACCAGGACCCCAUCUCGCUGGCGGUGGAGAUGGCGGCUGUCAAUCACACCAUCCUUGCUCUAUCACGGCCUGGAGCAGGCGGAGUCCCCAGUGACAUCAAGACUGAGGCGCUGGAGGAUGAGUGAGCUGAACGCAAUAUCACAGGGGAGGGGAGGGGUCAAUGAAAGUUUGUGUUUGAAAAUGUGUGUGUGUGUGUGUGCGUGUGUGUGUGUGUGUGUGUGUGUGUGUGUGUGGAGGAGACUUAUUGUAAUGACCAAACCAACGCUUAAACCCCAGACCCUCCCCACUUAUACUCUGGAAACAGCAUUAUAUUUCCUGGACUCGCCCAAUCACUGUUUGCUCCACUUCUCAGACGACAACAACAACUGUAUCUUGUAACCUGUUGGUUUUCUCCAGUCACUUACAAAGACACUUUGAGGAGUAGAGAUGGGAAAUCUUUAGCCAUAUUUUGCCCAGAUACCUUCGGUUUCCUUCACAUUUCCGAACCAACCUUCCCACUUGCAGGACCUCCAAACACACUCCGUACCUCUUCCCAGUCUCAGCGGCAGACCAGUAGAGUAGAAGGCUCUCGUGUACCUCUUUAACCGUGACCGUGUGCUUCCAAUGGUCUGUGUGUUCGUGUUCAUUAAGGAUGUGGCUAGAGGGAGGACUGCAGCCAUGGACUGAGGACUGCUGGUAAUUGAGGUGGAUGAGGGAAGGGGUCCCCCUCCCACCCCCCCCACCCCCCCUCUUUACCUAGGUUUCUGGACUCCCUGAAUACUGAGAGCCCGGAGAAUACCAUUGUGAUGGUGCAAGUGCUCCCUCCUUCUCCCUCUGGAAUCUCUUUGAUAGUCUGGUUCAGGUGGGAAACCAUGAAAGAAGCGGGUCCCUCAGGAUCUGGUGGGGACCUACCUUCAGGUGCGGUCUGGAUGGGCCAAACGCAAACGGGGUCAGACACAGGUACCAUACUGAGAACAACAAACUGACACCGGAAUUUUAGUUGGUUUUGUUUGUUUGUUUGUUUGUUUUUUUUUUUUUGUUUUUUUUUUUCACUUUUGAUGUUCUAUCUUCCAUAGCAGUGAUUUAAUGUGUUAUAUAAGCCAGCUAAACCCAAAGUCAUUGUGGAUUGGGAAAACUUUGAGCUUUAUAUGUCUUUCUGAAUCUAAGAUAGUCUAAGUCAGAUGUCAGUUAUGUAUGGAGUAAGGAAUUGAUCGUUCCUUAUAUGUGUGAAAUUGAGAAUUCAAUGAUCUAUUUCUAAAAUAAUGAAAAGAAGUCAGGAGAACUGCUAUUGGCAAGAUGUUUGGGCAAAGAGAAUGUCUCCAAAACAUAACUCCGGCACUGUCAGAUCAAUAGUAUUUCUUCAUAACUCCGGCACUGUCAGAUCAAUAGUAUUUCUUUAUAACUCCGGCACUGUCAGAUCAAUAGUAUUUCUUCAAACUAUUUUCAACUGUCUCCAGGUGCACCUGCUUCUCAGAGUACCUAGAAUCGUCUUUGUGUUGUCACCAAAACAAGUCUUUUGUGUUGAGGUUCGUAAGCUGACAGUCGCCUCACUUUAAAGCGUAAUGCUCUUGAUUGAGCAUUUUAUCUUUUUUAAAAUGUAUAAUCAUAAGAAGUAAUUGUUUAAACAACCCUCCUUAUUAAGUGGACUUAGCAGCACCUUAAUAAAAGAAUCAUGUCAGAUAGCUUAAGUGGGGGAUGCAUUACGUUAGAACCCCAGUUCAAAGCUCUCUUUCCACAAGCUUAGGGAAUGAAAGUCUGAUGAGGUGCGAGUGGUUUCAUCAGGGGAAGUCCCUAUUUUGCACACUGUUUGUUUCCAUGACUUGAGGUCAAAGUUUCAGAGUCGCAAGGAAGACCUGUUGGUAAGGUUAACACAAAAAUAUGUUUAAGAGGGAGAGAAGUCUUCUAUGAGUCCAAAACGGGUUCCUAAGAGGGUUUCAGGUAGUUCAAGCAGUCCAGUACAGGGAGGAUUUUUAGCAGAAUUUAAAAACUGUGCUGUUAUCUGACGCUGUGGGGCAUCGCUAAUGGGACCAGCGUUGUGUGUCUCAGUAACGUCAUCUGUUCGUUGUUACUAUGUUUUUCCUUGAUCCCUGGGAUCUAAAACAACAGAUGUAUUGGUUAAGGACAGGCAGGCUGUUACCUCUCUCUGUCUCUUUUUCUCUUUCUCUCUCUCGUAAUGACCUCUGUCCCUUCAGAGCUCAGCCUCAUAAGCAAUCAACUAACCUUAUGCUUGGCAUACUGUGCUUAUUUAACAAAAAAAAAAAAAAGACAAAAGAGACCUUCUAAAAGAAUUUGGAGUGUGUCUGUUCUUUUAUAUUUUGUAUUAUUUCCACACUGUAAACCUUUUUUAGUUAAGUGAUUUUAUGUAUAAAAAGAACCAUGCCUUUAUUGUUUUAAUUGAUCUGUGGUUGAUGAUGUGUAAUUUUAUUCUGUUUCUGACCGAACUCGGUUGUUUCAAGCUUUUUUCUUUUUUUGUGUGUGUGAUAUGUACGUGUUCUUUUACUGAUGUUGCUGUUGUCUCUACAGCAUUAUGUAUACCUAAUAUGUAAGAACACAGUAAUCUGUGGUGGAAUGGCAAAGCACCUCCUUAGGGGAAAACAAAAUAGUCUAAAAAAAAGAAGUUAGUCAGGGAUCUCUGACACAGAGACUUAAAAGGAUAACAUUACUGUUGAUAGUCAAAGACCUCCAGUCAAUAUGAUGGCAGUUAUGCAAAGUAAUAUUUUCUAUUAAUAAACAUUGUAUGGGAUUGUCAGGACUGUACGCAAAUCUCUCCGUCUCUCUCUCUCUCUCUCUCUCUCUCUUUCAUCUGGCAUGAAUAAUAUUUAUGUGAUGCAGAAAGUCAUUCUUACCUCAAGACAUUAACUGUUUGUUUCUAUCAAGUUUUUUUACAUGUUUUGUAUUGCCUCAGUGUAGAAUCAUGACUUAAUAUUGUAAAAUAUACUUUUGGUCAAAGUAAAACAAAUCUGCUGUUCUGACUAUGUUACCAUACAAAUCGGUUCUCUCAUUCAGACUUUCAGUUCUUCACUCUAAUUGCGUGCGUGUGUGUCUGUGUCUGUGUGUGUAUGUGCACUUUUAACUGGUGAUUUAGAGAUUUUUUUUUUCUUCUUUCAAAUAUAUAUAUCCACACUCAGUCGCUGUCUCUGUUUCUCUGUGCUCUCCAUCGAGAGUAGAGCCUCUUCCUCCUCCUCUUCCUCUCUGUCUUCCUCUUCCUUCUCCUGACUCUGCACUGGCGCAUUCUGCUGAGUCAUCUAACACAGUAAAGGCUGUACUGACUCGAUACUAAAGACUGGCUGAUAGAUCCAGUCUGGACAAGCUAGUUCUGGGUCAGAUUGAACUGCCCACUAGCCAGUAGUUGGGGUCAGGCAAAAGAGUCAGUAUCUCUGCAUGUGUUUCCAGGGGGUGC